Molecule: messenger RNA, 694 nt
Organism: Aphanomyces invadans
Lineage: Eukaryota; Oomycota; Saprolegniomycetes; Saprolegniales; Verrucalvaceae
Exons: 1
Coding region: 7-663 (218 amino acids)
Source: RefSeq, a predicted model, not a curated record
GACCCCAUGAACCAUCGAUCGUAUUCCGUCGACUACUCGCACUUGGACGGUGUGACUCGCCCGCACGACUACUCGCGGUCGUGGUCCGUGUGCGAAGACUUUAGCUACUGCCCGCCGCCGGCAACGACGCGGACCGACGACGAUGACAUGCCCGACCCGUCCGUCGUGUACCCCCAGGCGACGUCAAUGGACGACAAGUGCGGGUACCGCACGGGCAAAUGCUUCAACAUGCGCGCCAUGAAGCGGAAUGGCAAGGACCACAAACUUUGCGACUUUCACCGCGAAAAGGCCAACCAGAACCAAAAGAAACUCGACCGGAAGAAGCGCAUGAAGCGAUUUGCGCCGUACCAGUCGACGCCGCGGUCGUCGUUUGUCGUCGACAAGGCGGACCCGUCCGCAUCCCCCACACGCAUUGACGAAGCGCCGGAAGUGCUCCAUUUUGACGAAGUCGCGUUCUUCUGCGACGUCAUGACCCCCGCCGAGAAACUUGCCCUCGAAGAAGCCCAUGCGAUCUUUGUGCACGACCUCCCCACAUCCGACCACGCGCUCCUGCCGCCGAUCCACGAGGCGGUCAAGGACGAAGCCCCCGAAUACGAUCACACGGCGGCCGAGUUGGACAUGCUGUUCAAGUCGGACGUCAUGUUGUUUGUCGAUCAGUUGUAAGUUAGUGUCCUAUUUAAGUCGUCCUCUCCCA